AUGGGAGUGAAGGUUGAUGGUCGGCAGCUACACCAUUUGUGCUUUGCGGAUGACAUCGUAUUGAUAACACCUAACACCAGCCAAGCGGAGCGAAUGCUGACCGAAUUCGACGAAACAUGUGGAUGCAUUGGUCUUCAGCUGAAUCUGCAAAAGACGAUGUUCAUGCGGGAAGGUCGGGUCUCGGAUGCCCCAUUCACGCUCAACGGAAGGAACAUAUCCGAAUGCACCAUCUACAUUUAUCUGGGUCGGGAGUUGAACAUGAUGAACGAUCUAACUCCCGAGCUGGCAGGAGGAGACGAGCGGCUUGGGGAGUGUACAAUAGCAUCUAGGAUGUAG
This is a messenger RNA of Necator americanus (New World hookworm), 336 nucleotides long. RefSeq lists its product as uncharacterized. The record is from RefSeq and is a predicted model, not a curated record. NCBI's taxonomy places the organism in Eukaryota, Metazoa, Nematoda, Chromadorea, Rhabditida, Ancylostomatidae. The transcript has a single exon. The coding region runs from base 1 to 336 and encodes 111 amino acids.